Symbiodinium natans is the source of this 2682-nucleotide messenger RNA. The record is from the annotation of a GenBank genome assembly. NCBI's taxonomy places the organism in Eukaryota, Dinophyceae, Suessiales, Symbiodiniaceae.
AUGGUGAGCGCAGGCCAGAGGGCUCCUUUGGCAGGUAAGUGGCAGCUGUUCUGGUCCAUGUGCUCCUCACUGCUGAUUCUGUGGGACCUGAUCACCAUCCCGCUGGAGAUGUUUCACAUCCCGGACUUCAUAAACUUCCUGGACACCGUGGGAAUCAUCUCCUUCACCUUCUGGCUCCUGGACAUUCCCUUACACUUCCUCUUCGGCGUGCAGCUGGAAGGAAUGGUGGAACUGCGACCACGGGUGCUGGCUCGGAUGUACAUGCGCACUUGGCUUGCUGCCGAUGUGGCGAUUGUGUCCUUGGAUGCCGUCCUGAUUAUUAUGGAGGCGAUCCACAUCGCUGAUGUUGGGGGCGCCGUGUUCCGCUCCGCCAGAUAUCUGCGGACGUUGCGACUGCUGCGGCUCAUCCGACUGCUGCGCGUUGCGAAGCUGCAGCGUGAGCUCACCCUGUUGGCCAACCGCUUUUUGUCCACACACGCCUUCAUGAUCAUCAAGGUGGUCUCGUACCUGAUGAUGAUGCUGGCCAUCAACCACAUCAUCGCCUGCUGCUGGUAUGGUCUUGGCUCCUGGAAAGCGGAAGAGCUCGGCCCGACGUUCAGUUGGAUCGGCAAUCCGGAACUGAACCAGGAUGACUUCGCAGAGAUGUACUUCGCUUCCCUUCACUGGGCGCUGACGCAGUUCACGCCGGCCACGAACAACAUCGCGCCCAUCAACGUCUUUGAAAGGUUCUUCGCCGUGAUUGUCAUCCUUCUGGCCAUGGGUGUGUUCUCCUCGUUUGUUGGAUCCAUCAGCAACACGGUGAACAACAUCCGCGCGGCGCGUGUGGACCAGCAGCAGAAGACGAACAAGAUGCUCCAGUUCUUUAUCGAAAGGAAUCUCUCGGUGGAUCUGUAUGGCAAGAUCCACGAGGUUCUGCGGACGGAGGGCGAGACGGAGGUGCGACUGAGAGAGAAGGAGGUCAGCUUGUUGCAGCGUAUCCCGUUUUCACCAGGGACCACGUUCGGUCCAGCCCCUUACGGUGCCAUGGACGACCGCAGAGUUCCAGGCCCGGGAGUCCGACCAUCGCAAGGGGAGCUCGCGCACGCUGUCACCCAGAUGCAGCAGAUGAGGGAAGUCACCAGCACGGACGUCUACGCCGCAGGCCAACACAUGUGGUUUCAGGAGAGCCGAAAGAGGCACGCACCGGCUACGCCCUCGAUCUCCUCCCUCGCCCACUCCGCCACACAGUCAAGGCAAGGAGACGACCAAGAAGACGAGGAGAUGUUGGUGGACACAGCAGCCGCAGCAGACGCGGCCGCAGCGGAGAAGCCCCCCGCAGCUACUCCGCUCCUCCAGCCGGUCCCCCUCGACCAGGAUGCGGCCUACGCAUGUGCAGCGGCGCAGGAAGGGGUCGACAUCAAUGAUCCCAGGGCCAUCAAGCAGUGGAUGCAGCAGCCCAUCGCUACCAGGGCCGAUGUACUCCGCACCAUUCGCGGAUAUCAUGUUGGUGUCAUUCGCACCGAGCUCUACAACGUCGUCGGGCAGAUCGAGCAGGCACUUACCACCCUGAACGACAGUGUACUCCGCGUGCAGCAAAACAUGCAGUGGAUGCAGGCAGACAACAGGCAGUCGCAGAAGCAAGCCUCCGGACUUCAGGUGAUCCUGUCAGGGUGGGAGCGGACCAUGGACCCGGAGACAAGGCUGUUCAUGGUCGACUGGAUGCUCCGCCAAGUUGAGGGCAACCGCGUUUUCCUGCGACAGCGUGGCCGUGACGUGAACCGAGACGACGAUGAGGCCUGCUACAAGUUUCUCGAGGUCCUCCAGCAAGACCCAGCUACUCCGCCAGCAGGACAGGGAGCAUGGUCCACCAUCACCAUCCUGCAGUUUCGAAGCUGGGAUUUGCGGCGUCAAUUCGUGUCGGCCUUCUCAGGCCCCACUGGUACUCCGCUCUACAAGGACAGCAGAACGGCGGUCCCAGGCCACCACAUCAGGGUCUCCCCGUCUACUCCGCAGUUCCAGCGGAAGCUCGAGAUACCGGUGCGCGUCCUGCUCCACCUCAUCAACAACACCAACGUCUUCCCGGAGAAGCAGGUCGUGAUACUGUGGCGUACCCUCACGAUUAUGAGUCCGCAGAUGCACCGACAAUUCGACGCCGAGGCCACCGCUUGCGCGAGAGUGCACUAUUUUGAGGCUGACGGCAAGUUCCAGGCCCUGCUCGAGGUCGACGAAAAGCUGGCUGCGGCCAUGCAAGCUACUCCGCCACAGGGCGUAGAGGAGCCCAACUGCUGGUCCCACUCGUGGAACGAGAUUGUGUUUGGGGUCCAGCACGAAAUGGACCUCGCAGAUAAGGCCUUGUUUUCCAGUUUACUCCGCGAUGCCAAAGGCAGCGGAAAAGGUGUGAUGAUGUGCAGAGGCAGCCGCCAUUACUCCGCCCCGCUCAUCUACAGUUCGGACAUGUUGCCGUACCCGAUCCCAAUUCAGGUACGGCAGGUCCCGCAAAUCGCGUUCGUAUGGGACGAGUAUUGUGACAAGCUCUCCCAACCUGACCAGAAGGUCAAUGACUACAAAAUUGCAACGUACAAGGGCAGCCCCCAGGCCACAGCUACUCCGCCUGAGGCAGCCAGUAUGCCACCUCCGGCAGCAGUUCCGGAUAGGCCUUUUGCCAAGUCGUCAGCGGCUCCGAAGUCACACGCCGCUUCGUGA